Messenger RNA from Metarhizium brunneum ARSEF 3297, 1440 nucleotides. Its product is annotated as General alpha-glucoside permease. The record is from RefSeq and is a predicted model, not a curated record. Gene Ontology annotation, molecular function: carbohydrate:proton symporter activity. Gene Ontology annotation, cellular component: membrane. Gene Ontology annotation, biological process: transmembrane transport; carbohydrate transport. Lineage: Eukaryota; Fungi; Ascomycota; Sordariomycetes; Hypocreales; Clavicipitaceae.
AUGGGCACCAAGGACAAGUCUGAUACACUCGAGGCCCAUGUUUUGGGUGUUGAAGAACUCAGCUUCAAACACGAGACCGUUCGCACCUAUCAUCUGCUAGAGCACGAGCUCACCAUCAAGGACGCCUUCAAUCGUCACCCAGCCCUCAUAUGGUGGUCAUUCUACUGGCUAGUGGCUGGUGUAGGCUGGGGCUUUGAUGCGCAAGUCAACGGUGGGAUGCUUUCGGUCGAGUCGUUUCGACGGGACUUUGGAUACAUCUACGAUAGGGAAGCCGCUUUACCUGCGGAUUGGCAAACUGCGUUUAAUACCGUCUCGUCUGUUGGACAAUUCUUCGGCGGUUUCCUAUGUGCGUGGUUGGCCGACAGGAUUGGCCGAAAGCGGGCUUUGUUCGUGGGUGUUGCUAUUGUGACUGCCGGGAUUUUAGGGGAAAUUUUUUCGACUGCUAGAGCAGCUUUUGCUGUCUCUAAGCUUAUACUUGGUUUUGAUUUGGGGUUCUACUUGACCCUAGCCCCUUUGGCUACCUCCGAGUGUGCGCCAGUUGUCUUCCGAGGAGGCAUCUCGACUGCUGGCUUUCGGAGAAUGGACAUCCCGCUGGGCAUACCAAGCUCCCUUUGCUACGCAACUCUUUAUCUGCGCUUUUCUCUUGGUCUUCUUCCUUUUGCUCCGGAGACGCCAUGGUGUCUCGCUCGAGUAGGCAAGCGAGAAGAAGCCAAGCGAUCUCUCUGCAAGCUUUACGGUUCAGGUGUAGAUAUUGACGCGAAAUGGGUUGCUCUCGAGGCUACUAUUGUGGAGGAGGAAGCUGCGAAAUACCAGCAAGGGUCCAUUAUUCAAUGUUUCCGAGGAACCGACCGUAUCCGAACCGCAAUCAGCACGGGCGUUUUUGCUUGCCAGCACUUUGUUGGUAUUAUUUUUGUUACGGGAUAUUCCACCUACUUCUUUCAGUUGGCUGGCCUGCCCCCUAGCAAGAGUUUUGAUCUAGGAGUUGGUGUUACUGCUUGUGGUCUUUUGGGUAACAUCUUCAGUUGGUUCAUUGUUAACUCCCUUGGCUGCCGCAAAAUAUUUACCAGCGGCAUGGUGCUCAUGACCACCAUUCUUUUUUUUAUUGGUAUUCUAGACGUCAUCCAUACCAGUGCGGCUAAGUGGGUUCAGGCGGCUCUGACUGCCAUCUAUGCCUUCGUCUACUUUACUUCGCUUGGAGCCAUGGCCUUUACCAUCGUCGGCGAAGCCAGCAGCACCUCCCUCCGCGCCCCAACCAUGGCGUUGGCAACCGGUACCCAGGCCAUCAUGGGCAUUAUAUUCAACUUUACUAUUUAUUACAUGAUUAAUCCAGAUGAGGGUCAUCUUAGGGGCAAAGUCGGUUUUAUAUUUGGAGGGCUGGCAACCAUUGCCACGGCAUGGAGUUUCUUCUACAUCCCAGAACUCAAAGGCCGUACAUUUUGA